AUGGGAAAUAUUCUAUAAGAAAAAGAAAAAAUGGUUGAACAUAAUAAAGAAUUGAAUUUGGAAGAUCUUAUUAACUCUUAGCUAAAAUCUGAAAAUGAAAUAACACUUUAUACUUACUGUAAUAAAAUUGGUAGUGAUGGUUCUAAAAUUCUAGCUGAGGCUUUGAUGUCUAAAAAUAAUAUUUCUACCUUAAAGCUCUUCCUUAUGAAUAGUAAUAUUGGCAAUACUGGUUUAAUAAGUUUAGCUUAUGCUUUGGUAAAAUGCACUAAUCUUUCAAAUUUGACUAUUGACAUUUCAUUUAACUCAAUUGGAAUUUUAGGUGUGUCUGAAUUAGCUCAAAAAUUACCAGAUUGCUAAAAUAUCACAACAUUGAGAAUAAAUAUUGAUGGAAAUUCAAUAUAAAAUGAAGGAGUGUUAGCUUUAGGUUAGGGUAUAGUAAAGUGUAAAUUUUUAUCAUAUUUGGCAUUAGGUAUAAGAGAUUGUUUAAUUCUGCCAUCAGGUCUUAUAAAUUUUAGUAUUGCUCUUAAUAAUUGCCCUAAGCUCUCUCAAAUAAAAAUAUUAUAUUUUAGUCCAAGCUAAUAAUACUUUGUAAGUUUUCGCCAAAAAUUUAUUAAAAUAAAGAGAGUAGUUGAAUGCUAUGUUAAUUGA
Tetrahymena thermophila SB210 is the source of this 648-nucleotide messenger RNA. RefSeq names its product kinase domain protein. The transcript is spliced from 8 exons. Gene Ontology annotation, molecular function: GTPase activator activity; small GTPase binding. Gene Ontology annotation, biological process: nucleocytoplasmic transport; activation of GTPase activity. Lineage: Eukaryota; Ciliophora; Oligohymenophorea; Hymenostomatida; Tetrahymenidae. The record is from RefSeq and is a predicted model, not a curated record. Gene Ontology annotation, cellular component: perinuclear region of cytoplasm; nucleus; cytosol.